Molecule: messenger RNA, 995 nt
Organism: Aspergillus welwitschiae
Lineage: Eukaryota; Fungi; Ascomycota; Eurotiomycetes; Eurotiales; Aspergillaceae
Product: putative O-methyltransferase
Exons: 3
Coding region: 134-862 (242 amino acids)
Molecular function (GO): O-methyltransferase activity
Source: RefSeq, a predicted model, not a curated record
AGACAUAAUUGUAUCACUUGAACAUCUACUACCCCAAACAGCUACAUCUAUCUUUAUACUACGACCAGAAAUACGCCUCACACAUUCCUACAAUCAUCUACUACUACAACAUCCCACUUCCUUAAACACAGCAAUGGCCUCACAAGACACCGUUCUCCAAACCAACGCCCAAUCAGCGCGGGAAUACAUCCUCUCUCAACCCAGCGAUGCCCUAUCCAACAACCCCUGGGCCGUCUACCAGGCCCUGGACCUCUACAGCCGCACAGCGCGUCUCAUGAACUUCAAACAAGCCAAGCUCAACGUCGCCAAAGAAGCCCUCACAGCCAUGGAAACCCCACCAAAGGUGGUCAUCGAAUUCGGCACCUACAUCGGGUGCUCCGCCAUCGCAUGGGCCGCCAUUCUCCGCGACCUGCACGGUCCCUUCGCCGAGGGUCUGCACAUCUACACAUUCGAGGUCAGCGAGACGGUGGCCGACGUAGCGAGGGACUUGAUCCGCGUGGCGGGCGUUGAGGACAUCGUGCAUGUGAUGGUGGGGCCUGCGUCGGAGUCAUUGGCGAAGUUGGUUGAGGAAGGGAAGAUCGUGAAGGGAGGAGUCGAUAUGGCUUUCUUUGACCAUUGGGAGAAGUUUUAUCUGAGUGAUCUGAAGCUCUGUGAGGAUCUGGGCCUCUUUAGGGUCGGGUCGAGUGUUAUUGCUGAUAAUACUGAUAUUCCGGGGGCACCGGAUUAUUUGGAGUAUUUGAGGGCUGGGGGCCGUGGGGGUGAGGGGUCCGUGAAGUAUGUGACGAAGUCGGUGCAGUCGGAGCAUAUUGUUGAGAGGAGACCGAAUAUAGUGGAGGUGUCUACUGUUGUGGCGGCUCCUUGAGGGGUCUUAGUCUGACUCUGGAGAGAGGAUGAAAUAUUGGAUAUGAUGUUAACGGACUCUAAGAUUUAGUGUAUGACAGUUUUUGUAUGCUGCGUUGUUUUUGAAGCUUGAUAUCAUUCCUUGAAAUAGCAGG